This is a messenger RNA of Brienomyrus brachyistius, 3217 nucleotides long. RefSeq names its product cytoglobin 2 (gene cygb2). Gene Ontology annotation, biological process: oxygen transport. Gene Ontology annotation, molecular function: iron ion binding; heme binding; oxygen binding. Lineage: Eukaryota; Metazoa; Chordata; Actinopteri; Osteoglossiformes; Mormyridae. The transcript has 3 exons. Bases 301 to 840 code for a protein of 179 amino acids. The record is from RefSeq and is a predicted model, not a curated record.
GGAGUGGGUUGGUUUGUUAUACGGGAAUUCUCGCUGCUAUCUCUGUCAGGUCCUCAAAACCACAAGGCACAAGUUCAGAGAAGAAGAGCUCAUUCUGAGCCCAACAGUGGAAUAAAGGACAGACAGAGGACAGAGUCAGAGGAGAAAGGAAGGGGAUAGAUUAAGGGGAGAAGGGUGCCUAGGGGUGAGUGUGGCUCACCCUCCCGAUCAGCUGUCACCUCCAUCCCACGUGGGUUCUGCUUUCUUAAUUCCCCUCACAGCCGCUGUUGCUGCUGCUGCCGCUGGCAAGCUCUGUCUCGGAUGGAGGAGGUGCGAGGAGACGGGGCUAUGGAGCAGAGGGAGCGUGCCGACCAGCUGUCUGAGGCGGAGACGGGCAUGAUCCAAGACACAUGGGCACGCGUCUACGAGAACUGUGAGGAUGUGGGAGUCGCUAUCCUCAUCAGGUUUUUUGUGAACUUCCCCUCAGCCAAGCAGUACUUCAGCCAGUUCCAGGACAUGGAAGACAUGGAGGAGAUGGAGCGGAGCACUCAGCUCCGGAAGCACGCCCAGCGAGUUAUGAAUGCCCUCAACACCGUGGUGGAGAACCUCCACGAUCCAGACAAGGUGGCCUCCAUCCUCAACCUGGUGGGCAAGGCACACGCCAUAAAACACAAGGUGGAGCCCAUGUACUUCAAGAUCCUCAGCGGCGUGAUUCUGGAGAUUCUGUCUGAGGACUGCCCCGAGUCCUUCACCCCGGACGUGCGGAGAGCCUGGACCAAGCUGAUGGGCCUGGUGUACUGGCAUGUGACCGGGGCCUACACUGAGUCCGGCUGGGUGCAGCUCUCCAGCUCUGCCGUGUGACUGGGUAAACGGGUCUUGCUGCACCCCCAUGUGGCCGUCCUUGACCAACACUGCUGAUUUGUUUUAAAGCCUACGGGCGUCUUUCUGGUGCCCGUCUGCAAAGGGGCCAGACUGGGUGGGAGUGUGUAGGGCCAGGCAGAGAGGAGAGUCUGGAAAUUGUCUGGAAAUAGUGUAUAAAAAAAUGCCAACCGCUUUCGAGGGCCUUUUCCUGCUCUGGCACCUUCACUUGUAAAUGUAACUGCCAAGUUGUCAUCCGUGUCGUCUCAGAUCUGUGAGUGUGUUAAUAGGAUUACCCUCCUUAGAGAUUCACUGGUAUCCACCUGGACCCUCGAUUUUAUGCCCCGGGGGUGUGGAUUCCCUCCCCCCCUCAUGGCUCUCCUGCUUCGUCAGUCUGCACGCGCUUGUGAUUUCCUUUCACACUCCAGAAAUAUAUGCACACAUACACACACCCAGAAAAAAUGGCAUAUGGGAUAAUACAAUAUGGCGCGUUACCGUGACAAUGCACCACUUCACAGCAUGUGCAUAGCUCGGUCCGCACAGACGACACUGGAAGGUCACUGGAAACAUAUCAGACCUUCUCCACGCAUGCAUUUGUUUGUCCCUUUCAUAAGUAAACACAUUCCCGUGUCUUUAGAAGGCACUAGUUUAACUCCGUUUGUUUCAUAACACGUGGUGUUGGAAAAAAAAAAAAUACAUCGAUUGAGACAGAACUAAGAGAAUAAUUCAAAUUUGCUCCUGCUGCGGUUUCCCCAAACAGGCUGUCAGACUAAACAGAGUGGACUGCAGAGGCUGAAAAGAGCCAGUCUCUGCUGAUCCCGACAGGACCCUCUCAUCCUGUCAGGAGCUGGUCCCGCGUGGCUGUUCCACACAUCCCUGUUCUCCUUCAUAUCGUCAUUUAGCACUAACGAGGACUUCAUGAGUCCCCGUGGUCGUCCGUCCGUCCACCAGUGUCUCCCCGCUGGCCGUGCAUGAGAUACAGAUGCUUUGCCAUUUGUUUGUGUCUCCCCAUUCUGAUCUGAUAUUACUGGGAGUGCUGAGGGAGCAGGGGGGAUUUGAACGUAAUUUGUCCAUCUCCUCCACAAAGUAAUAAAUAAAUGCCCUGAAGCUAAAGGACAGCAAUUUAUUUUUUAUUCCGCUUUAUUUUUAUCGGCACCAGUGCGAACAUUGCACACAAUUGCCGUACAGACACGGUGAAGUUAACCCGCUUCCCAGUUUGGGUACUCCUUAAACUACGACUGUUGUUUACAAAAUCAGUCCCCAUCUGUCAUUGGCCAAGCAUCAAGUGGGCUCCGCCCUCAUUCUAAGGCCCAUCCUAUUUUUUCCCGAUUUCCUCUUUAUACAACUUUUAUAGCAAAGCGAUGUUUAUACUCUAGCUGUUUCUGACUGUUUCAACAAAUUGUUUAUUGAGCACUGCGGUGGGCAGUUAAUAUUCCCAAAAUGGCGAUGUACUGUUCUUUCUUCAAAGCGUAAGUCCUGUCACGUGAUGCUUCUGGUACAGUGCCCCGCUCACCUGUCGACAGAGACGCCCACGCUGCCAUUUACAGCUGCGCAGAUAGAAAGCACCCAUCCUCCCCUCCGCCAUGUAUUUCGGGAAGCCAGCUUGAGUUCUGCACAUCAAAGGGAGCGGAGGACAAGAGAGAGAAAACCGGCGGGUCGGCGUUGCCGCCUGUCACCUAGCAUCCACCCGCUCGCGAACACUGGGAUCCCCGUCUGGCGGGAAUCUUGCUUCCUUAUGAGUGUCUUUAAAGUGGGGGUGAACCUUACACUAGUGGGGGGCAGGGGGGGAUGGUCGCGUUAUGAUUUUCAGAAUAUGUUCAGAAAAUGUAAAAAACAUGAGAAAUAAGAAAUGUUCAGCGUUAACUGUAUGUCAACCACUAUUGUUCAAUGCUACCCCUCCCCCCACUGGCAAAAUCUACUGAGGGACACCCCCCCCCUGAACACACACACACACAAAAUGAGGUCAUGGGUUGAAAGGUUUGGGAAGUCACAUGUCUUCAAGCUGGGGUAACUCGCAGAUUACACACAAAUUAUACACUCGCUAGCUGUUAUCAUUCAACGUCUGUCGGCAGGAAAUGUUCUCUAGACGUGUAUGUUUUUACCCAGAUCAUCAUUGUGGAUUGUUAUUUUAAAGUCUGGACUCUAUAUAUUUUUUAAAUAUACAAAAAAUACAGGUUAUCAAUAUGUGCUAUAUAUAAUAAGAUUAUACUCUGAUUCUGAUAUAUAUAUAUAAAUCUAUGGUAUAUACAAAUUAUUGUACAUUGCUGGUGGAGGACAAUGUCAGUUUUGUGCCGUAAUAGCAUGUUUUCAUGAUCUAAGACAGACUUAUACCUUAGCAAACCUGUCACAAAUAAUCAUGACUAAUAAACAUGUACUCUGA